Molecule: messenger RNA, 786 nt
Organism: Aspergillus brunneoviolaceus CBS 621.78
Lineage: Eukaryota; Fungi; Ascomycota; Eurotiomycetes; Eurotiales; Aspergillaceae
Product: putative nucleoside-diphosphate-sugar epimerase
Exons: 4
Coding region: 1-543 (180 amino acids)
Source: RefSeq, a predicted model, not a curated record
AUGAAAAUCAUCCUCGCCGGAACAACCGGGCUCGUAGGCCAAGAGGUCCUCACCCAGUGCCUGGCCCACCCCUCAAUCACCUCCAUCCUCGUCCUGUCGCGCGUGCCACCCUCGCGCGCGUCAGCUGACGAAGAGGCCUCCCGGCGAGUCACGCUGGAGUAUACCAUCCAGGCAACCGUAGCAUUCAACGAGGCCUUUACUGCUUCUCUGGUCGGAACAGGACGAGAAGAAGCCCUUUCCGCGGCCGGCUCAAAAUUCCGCUUCGUGUACUUCAGCGGCGGGAUGGCGGAGCGCGAUCAGACGAAGUCUUUGUGGGUGAUGGCGGGGUAUCGUCGGUUGAGGGGCCAAGCCGAGCACCCCGCCACGUUCGAGUCAUAUAUCAUGCGUCCGGGCAUGGUGCUCAGUCGCCAGGGGACACUGGCCGAUCGGGUCCGGAGUCUGGCACCCUCCGUGCGGGUGGACGUGUUGGCGCGGGCGGCGGUCGAUCUUGCUGUUCGGGGUCAUUCGGAGAAGAUCUCGGAGAAUGCCCGGAUUACGGAGUAGGAGGGUGUUGGUGGGCGAGAGAGUUGAUCUUGUUUAGUGGUCGUGUCGAUGGCAAUUGUAGACUGAAAGUCCCCUUUUCAAGUUCCGGGUGCCAGGCAACCACAACUCUUACACUGAAGUCUAUACCCAAGAUAUAGCUAGAGACAGACUUAUUUCGCCUUUAAAACCAAAAGGAUGAAGUUCUAAGCCCCAAACUACUCAAUUUACAAGAAGACAACUUAAGCUUUGUCAAGAGCCCUCAAG